CCUUCCUUUGGCACGAUGGGGGGGGGGGUGUUCCUUCCCCCAAGACUUUUCUAGUCUUAACUCAGACCUUCAUUUACCAACUGGAAAUGCCCCUCUGGCCUCCUUGGCAUCAUUUCCAAAUCCGUUUCUCUAAAGAGAUUCUACAUCCAAAUAGAGGUCGUUCCUCUUCCAACCAAUCAUGAAGAUAAACCCUUUACUGUGGCUUUGUUUGGACUUUUCUCUGUUUGGUUAAAAAAGUCGUAUGGGUACUAAUUUCAUUUAUCAGAAUAAGGUAAUGUCAGGUCUGCCAUCUUCAGCCUCUUCGUUUCUCUGGCAUCCUGCCAUAAAAGUCAGGUAUCCUCCGGGAAUGAGGUCACAGGUGCUUCUCUUUUUCACUCGCCUGCUGGGGCAGAUGCAGAGUCCUCUCAUGCAUUACUUCAAUGUUUACCGGCCUGUUCAGAAACUUAUUCAGCUUCAGGGUGAUGCAUUGGGCCCCGAGCCAGAGAAGGAAGUGUUGCAGUUUAUUGCUGUUCUGUGUACCAAAAUCAGGCAAGAACCUGCUCUCCUGCCACAUGUCCUAGAGGGCCAGAAUAUUGGUUUGCUGGGAUUGGCAGCUAAGCCAAGCAUGACCUCUGGCCAGAGCCUGCCUUCUUCUGAAGUACAGGGUGGAGGUCUGUGUCCAGAGAAACCCCUCGGAGGGGACCCCACUGCUUCCCGGCUGAAUUUGGUGACUUCUCUGAUUGGCUUGUGCAAGAGCAAGAACAAGAAGGUUGCACUAAAAGCCCAAGAAAAUCUACUGCUGCUUACCAGUGUGGACCAUCCAACCGCUGCCCAGGCCUUGGCCCAAGACAGCCUGCUGUGCCUUCUGCUAGCCAACUACCUCUGCUCCCUCUACAAUGCCAUCCCUGGUACCACCAACCCUGCUGAUAUUGCCACACUUCCACCAGUCCAGUGGAGGCUUCAGCAUGACACCUCAGACAAGGGAAGCUCCUUCCCAGGGAAACACAGCCUCCAGGCUUUCUUUGGCUGGAUGGAUUUUUGUGACUGUCUCGUGAAAGAGGCUCAUCCCGUUAUUGGAGAUGCUCUGAGCACGACUGUGGGUCGGAGGUUCUUCCUGGAAACCUUGCAGCCUCAACUCUUGCAGAUGUCAGACUCUGGGAUUCUCUUUUCACUAGCCCUCCUGAAGGGGCUGGUUAGGCAGAUACAUGCUCCUGCCCUCCUUCAGCAGCUGGUUGGGCUUCUGCUGGGAGCGGAAAUAGAUCCCGUCGGACCCAGCAAUUCAGCCUGCCGGCAAGAGAGAACCAACCUCUGCUCACAGCUGAUUGAGUACUGCAGCCAUCCGUCCGAUGAGGUCAGUGUGGCCACCCUGCGGCUGUUUGAGGAGCUGGUUUGGCUUCCUGACCAGCGCAUCUUGCAGAGCCUGGUGCUGGGCCAUCUGGAGGAGCGCAGCUACGUCUUGGGAACUCUGCUUGGUCAGGAAGACCUGGCCGUCCCUGAGCAAGAGUCUGGGGAAGAGGGGCUAGACCUCGAGGAAGACCCUUACUUUGCAGAUGGACUCCCAGCCACCAUGCUCCAGAGGCAAAACCAAGCAGCUCCUUGGGCUCCAGAGGAAGGGCCUGACCGGCCAGAGGGGCCUAGGGAUGUGAAGGAGGCAGUUAGCAGCUUCCUUUGCCUCGUACCAAGUGAAGUGAAGACCUCACCGUACCUGGAGGAGGCAGGAUAUGACACUUACGUCCAUGAUGCUAAAGAACUGUUUGAAGAAUGCUGUGCGAAUGUUGCGCCCUGGACGUGGCCCCAGGUUCAACCACCCCAGAAGACCAGCCUUGCAGGACCCCCAUUUUAUGAGGGCCGUUUCCUGGAGGUGCUCUUCAACCGGCUGGCCCAGAUCUUACACCAGCCCUACGCAGUGAACCUGCAGGUGACAUCGCUGCUGUCCCGCUUGGCCCUCUUCCCCCACCCUCAUCUCCACGAGUACCUCCUGGACCCCUACCUCCCUCUGGCCCCUGGCUGCAGGACCCUCUUCUCUGUGCUGAUUAGGGUGAUUGGCAGCCUGAUGCACACGGCUCAUCGGAUCACAGACUUUCCGGCCAAUUUGCUGCUGGUGCGGAGGAAGCUCAUGGGGCAGGUGUCAGAGGAGCACCCGAUCAGUCACCAGAUGCUCUUGGAGGGGGUGAUUGUGCUGGAGGAAUUCUGCAAAGAGCUGGCUGCCAUCGUCUUUGUCAAGUCUGCCCUCAAGGGCCCGCCUGGGCAGAGCCAGCCAUGCCCACCUUCACCCAACUGAGAACUCUGGGUCUCCUUGGCUGAGAGCAACCCACACAGACUUCCUUGGGGCAGCUGCCACCUGCUUGUCCUUGGCAUAAAAGGGGCUCCAAACAAGGAGGGACGGUUGGGAUGAGCAGCUCGUCAGCAGCCCUGGCUCAGCUCUCCCAAGAAAAAUCCUCUCUGGUCUUCCUUGACCAGGCUGGAACUUUGUUGGCUGCCUUCUUGUGCCUGACCCGGAUUUUGCCACUCCUUUUCGUACCCUGGAGGUCUUCUUGGCAGCUUCCUCAAGAACAGACAGCUCCAGAUGAAGCAUCUGCAUUUUAUCUUCUACAAACAGUAGCAAGACAAGGGCUGUUUUCAGCUUAGUUUAGCCACCGGGAUUAAAUCAUGGAGGUCCUUGUAAAA
Thamnophis sirtalis is the source of this 2646-nucleotide messenger RNA. NCBI's taxonomy places the organism in Eukaryota, Metazoa, Chordata, Lepidosauria, Squamata, Natricidae. The record is from RefSeq and is a predicted model, not a curated record.